Molecule: messenger RNA, 3723 nt
Organism: Amoebophrya sp. A120
Lineage: Eukaryota; Dinophyceae; Syndiniales; Amoebophryaceae
Source: the annotation of a GenBank genome assembly
AGGCUGAUGUGCAGAAAGAACAUUGGUUGUACAACUAUGUAUACUAGUCGCUCGUGAAUUGCACAUUUGUCAGUACGACUACGAGCUUCGACCUAGAAGAUAGAUUUUAUUACUUUCAGGGUUGUAUUAGAGGAAGAGUAAGAGACCAGGCCUGGUAUUUCACCAAUACAAGUUGUAGUAGUAAGCGACCUGCACGCCGCUUUUCCACAGACUCGUACGUUAAAUCUUUCCAAAUCCUUAUUUCUUCCCAUAGAAAACGACCAGGAUCAACAUGGGUAAGUUCCGCAAGCACGGGUCGAAGCACGACAAGGGGCCGAAGAAGAAGAACAACAAGGGCCCGAAGAAGGAUGCGAUUCACGGGAUCAAAGCCGGUGCCAAGGGCAUCGCCGCGCAGUACCUCACCCGGGCGCAGAGUUUGAAAAAGCUGCAGCUUUCCCUCGUCGACUUUCGGCGGCUGUGCAUUUUGAAGGGGAUUUACCCCCGCGAUCCGAAGAAGAAGCCGCAGGGGAACGACAAAACCUACUACCAUGUGAAAGACAUCCGGUUUCUGCAGCACGAGCCGCUGUUGAUGAAAUUCUUCGAGCUGAAAACCUACAUGAAGAAGUACAAAAAAUGUUUGGGGAGGGGGGAUAAGAACACCGCGAAACGGGUGCAGGAAAACAAACCGGAAUACACGCUGCAUCAUCUGGUAUUUUUUUCAUUCUCGAAGGUUUAUUUUGGGCUUACUUACUUAUUUUCAUUUCGAUUUCCCUUGGUUGCAGCACGGGAUUUCGAUGUGUCAUGGAAUCGAGCAGGAGCAAGAAGACCACGACUCGCAUUGCAUACUGAUGUAGUGUGUUGAGGAACCAACGACGUACUUUGUGAUGCUGCAUUACACAUCAAGACAAGAAUUUCGAACAUCACCAUACCACAGGUCCGCGAGCGCUACCCGACUUUCAGCGACGCGAUCCGGGAUUUGGAUGAUUCGCUUUCCAUGGUCGCGCUCUACGACUGCCUGCCAACCGACCAGAAAAAUGAAAUCCGUGGCGACGUGGUGCAGGAGAGUGCCAGGCUGGUGCACGAAUUUUUCCUGUACGUGAUCCAGACAAAGUCUUUGAAGAAGUGCUUUGCGAGCAUCAAGGGCUACUACUUCCAAGCAGACAUCCAGGGGGAAACCGUCACCUGGCUCGUGCCGCACAAGUACACCCAGGAACUGCCGGCCGAGGUGGACUUUCGGGUACUUACGAUAUGAUAAAUUGCUUCGUUUUUCUGCUGUUUGUGCUCGUGGCAGUAAAAAUGAUCGGAAUCAUCUCCUUACUUUGCCUCAUUUGCAGCAUGACAAGAAAAUGAGUGCUGUUCAUCAGGUCUGUUGUUCGCAUUUGGAAAAAUAAAUAUUUAUAUCUUGCACGACUGGGAAGUCGACAAGACAAGAAAAAUCUUGAUGAAAAGACCCGGAAAAUUAUUCAAAUUCAAAAAACAGGUGAUGGGCACCUUCAACGAAUUCUACCGCACCAUGCUGAAGUUUAUCAACUUCAAGCUUUUCGUAUCAAAUGUAAAAAUGUCUGGGUCUGGAAGAUUGCCAGGGUUGUCAUGCACAUUUUGCAUGACUCCUGAUGCCUGUGAUGCAUGCCCUAGCAUCACAGAUUUUGUGAGGGCUUCCUGAUGCCUAUACCGCAUGACAAAUGCUCUUUCCGUGUAGCGAAACUUGGACUCUCUUUCCUGCUCAUGCAAUACAGAUUUUUUUAGAAUCCAAAAUCAGCAUGACAAUUCCAGACCCAGACAUUUUUAUAGUUGAUAUUUCGCGGAGGCGAAAUUUGAGUACCCACCAAAAUUCAACUACAAACGGGAUGCCGCAGACAUGGCGAAAUUCUACGUCAAAAAUGCGGACUCGAAGAAGGUAUUUACUAUUGAAGUACAAGAAGCCUGUAGUUGCACACACUACUAAUGAGAGAAAAUAACCAUUUUCAACAUCUUUGCACCUGUAGGAAGAUAAGUAACGACUGACACGUGCGGGGUAGACUGCUCCUGUACAAGAAUGCUAGUUCUUACUUCUAGAUAAUGUACUAGCGCAAGAAGCGUGCGAGUGCAACAUGGCAAAAAUAUUGAUACAUUAGGUUCAGCAGACCGAAGAGCAGCGACAGAACGAGAAGCGCGAGGUGGAGGCGGCGACAAUCCAGGAUUUCGCAGCCGUGUCCGAUAUCAAAUGUAAAAGUGUCUGGGUCUGGAAACUUGUGAUGCUGGGUGGCGUCUCAUGAUGGGGCCACAAAGGCUGGCUCAGCAUGACAAGUUCCUGAGCCUCUAGGUGUUGCCUAUUCUGCAUGACAAACUGCGGUUCUGCAUCGCAGAAAAAUGGAGCUCUUGGGUAACGUGCAUGACAGAUUCAAGACUCAUGCCAGACAAGCAUGACAAACAUGCACUCUUCCAGACCCAGACAUUUUUACAUUUGAUAUCCGAAGAAGUUCAGCAACUACAGCUGCUGAAGCAGCCAAGUAGUUCUAAAGGCGUCUUUUCCGGCAUGCGGGUUUUUAUCCAAAGGGAAGUGCCCUUCCACUCCAUCUACUUUGUGCUCAAGUCCGGUGGGGCGGAGGUAUCUAUACUUGUGAAAUGAUGGAGGAAUUUUUUUGCAUGAUGACAGACAGAGUGAUGAAAACGGAAAAAAGAAGUAAAGCUAAAGGUGUUUUGGUUUUGUUUGCUGGAUAUAAAUGCACUAUGUGAAAAAAAACCGAAAUCCAAUCCCACAGGUCGGCUGGUCGCUUCUCCCAGCCUCUCCCUUCAAGGAGAACGACAAGAAGAUCACGCACCAGAUCAUUGACCGGCCCUCCAGUCAGUUCACCCAAAUCCCCGGGCGGGAAUACGUGCAGCCGCAGUGGGUGCUGGACUCCUUCAACGAAAACCUGAAACUCCCGGUGGAUCCCUACCUGCCGGACAAAAUCUGCCCGCCGCAUUUGUCCCCCUUUGUGGACGACAAGGAGGAGGGUUACGUGCCGGAGAGACGGGAAAUCUUGAACAAACUGCUCAGCGGUGGAUCUUCGAGCAGUUCAUCCUUCGCAGGCGCGGAGAAGAACGUCAAUGCAGCUGACAAGAACGACGAGGAAAUAGACCACGAAGCACAAUUUCUGAAGGAACUGCAGGCCGAAGCCAAGGGCGUCUGGGCCAGUGAGUUCGCGAGGCAGAAGGAGGCAGAGGACGAUGAUGAUGCGGAGGACGAUGGCAGCUCAACAAGCGCAGAGGAGAACGAGGAGGCUGAAGAUGCAGCGUCAAAUAAACCGGAAGCAGCAAGCUCAGAGAUGAUGUUGAAAAAUGAAGACGACACAGCAGGACCAGGAGCAGCAGAGAAAGCAGCUGCAGCUGCAGGCACAACUAGUACAGCGCCUCCUGUCGAGAAGAAGCUGACAAAGGCUGAACGGGAAGCCGCGGAGGACUUGGCGAGGAGAAAAGCGAUGAUGCCGAAGAAGCACCAGCGCCUGCUGCAGAGAAUCGAGAAAACGGAGAAGGACAAAGUAGACAAAGCGGUCUUGCUCACUAGCAAAAGGAAAGAACUCAAAAAGGGGGGGAAAAAGAAAAAGCAAAACAAAGCCUGAGUUUUAUAUCCUCCUCCUGAGCUUAUCCGAUUUGUAUAUAGACGCAGCGCAUAAUUUUAGUUGACGAUUUACUUUCAACGCGGUCUAUCGUAAUGGCAAUGAUCAUGACGUGACUUCUUGCUGUUGAAUUGUGAUGCAUAGAAACGAAAAUACGUCUUGGUAU